GUACUGUCUCGGAGUACUGUCUUCGAGGACCUCUUGGUCGAACUCUAGGAAAACCAAAUAAAGAGCUCUUUCAAUAGCUCAUUUUUCUCAGUGGGGAGGAACGUUUUAGUUUAUUCAGAGGGGAACUUUAACUAAUUCGAUUUGCUUUUGGUUGCUUAUGAAUUUGAACUUAAAAAGAGGGAAGCUUAGAUAUAAACAUUUAAGAUGAGGCAAAAUCCAGUUAAUUUAGAAGACCUAAAUCAAAUUGCUAAUGAGCGGCUAGAUUUUAAUGCAAAGAAUUAUUAUCAGUCAGGUGCUGAUGGCGAACAAACACUACAUGAAAACUGCAAUAGUUUUGAUAGGUUGAGAAUUAGACCGAGAGUGCUGCUUGGUGUUUCUAAAGUUAAUACAGAAACCAAGGUUUGUGGACAAAAUAUUAAGAUUCCAAUAUGUGUUGCACCAUCUGCUAUGCAAAAAAUGGCACAUUCUGAUGGCGAAAUUGGUGUCGCAAAAGCUGUUGCUUCGUUUGGUACGAGUAUGGGAGUGAGCACUUUUUCAACAACUUCCUAUGAAGACAUAUCAGCAGCAGCACCAAAUGCAGUUUUACUCAUGCAACUAUAUGUUUAUAAGGAUAAAGAACUAUCUAAAUGGUUGAUUCAAAGGGCUGAAAAGGCUGGUUAUAAAGCAAUUUUAUUUACAGUUGAUGCUCCAAAACUUGGUCAACGAAUUGCAGAUGUUCGUCAUAAAUUUAAGUUACCCGAUCAUCUUCAAUUAGCAAAUCUAAAAGGAUAUGAUGGUCACCAAAUUUCUAGUGAAAAUAGUUCUGGUUUAAUGGAAUAUGUAAAUAAACAAAUAGAUCCAAGCAUUAAUUGGGAUUCUAUAAAAUGGAUUCGAUCGAUAACCAGCUUACCUAUUUUUUUGAAGGGCAUCUUGACGAAAGAAGACGCUAUUGAAUCUCUAAAGUAUGACAUUCAAGGCAUUAUUGUUUCAAAUCAUGGUGGAAGACAAUUGGAUGGAUGUCCUGCAACAAUUGAAGCAUUGCCUGAAAUUGUAAAAGCUGUUAAUGGCAAGAUAGAUGUUUAUUUGGAUGGUGGCAUACGAAAAGGCACUGAUAUAUUUAAGGCACUGGCUCUUGGUGCUAAAGCUGUGUUUAUUGGCAGACCAGCAUUAUGGGGCUUGGCUUAUAAUGGUGAAGAUGGAGUUAAAACAGUCUUGCAAAUAUUAAAAGAUGAAUUGGAAAGAGCAAUGAUAUUGGCAGGGUGUUCAAGUUUAGAAGACAUCAAACCAUGUAUGGUUGUUCAUGAAAGCUAUUACUGGAGUAAUUCAAAGUUAUAACUUCCCUGUCAUCUAUAAAGUUUUAAAUUAAUUAAAGUAUUUAGUGAUUUAAAAUUUUUUUUUUAUUGAAUUUCACUAUGCAGUUAGGUUUUUAUAUUGAUUAUAUUUUUAAUUAAAUUUACUUUUUUUUGAAAGUAGUAUGUAAUUUUGAUAUUUGAAUAAAGUUGAUAUGUACGCAAAACUAGUUGUAAUUUUAUGUAAUAUUUUCUCUUUGUUUUAUGUUAUUUUUUAUUACAAAAAUUUUUAAUAUGAAUAAAUAGAAAAGAAAUUUCAUUCUAUUGUAAGAAUUUUACUAAAAGUAAUCAGUUUUGAAUUUUA
This is a messenger RNA of Hydra vulgaris (swiftwater hydra), 1632 nucleotides long. RefSeq lists its product as uncharacterized. Lineage: Eukaryota; Metazoa; Cnidaria; Hydrozoa; Anthoathecata; Hydridae. Gene Ontology annotation, molecular function: FMN binding; oxidoreductase activity. The record is from RefSeq and is a predicted model, not a curated record. Gene Ontology annotation, biological process: fatty acid alpha-oxidation. Gene Ontology annotation, cellular component: peroxisome.